AUGCUAAAGUGGAUUCAAGGUGGUAUAUCAGCAGUCACAGGGAUUGCAGAACCAGUCUACGGUAAAGAUUGUAUCCAUUCCGUGACCUCCAGAGUGAAAGAUCAACAACCAUACCGUGAAACAGAUCGUGAAGAUUUAUAUUGGAUUGCACCAGACCACACCAAUGUGGAAACUUUGACUUUUUACUUCAGCGACUUAAACACCGGUAUCGUUGGGUUCGCUCAAAUUAUCCAUUCGAAUAUCGUUGGGUUACAUACUCAAGCUCAAUUUACAUUUAGAAUUUUCGAUUCGAAAAAUCCAAAAGAGUUGAAUCUUUGGACUUCUACUAAAUUGGAAAAUUUUAGAAUUGAAGGGCCUAACUUUUACGCUGAUAAUUUAUCUGUAGAACUUAACGAUGAAAAUACAACGUAUCAUUUCAUUUCUGAAGUUUGUGAACAAUCAAAGAUUGAUUUGAUCGUUACUAGAUUAACUCCUGGUGCAAAAGCGGGUGAUGAUCCUACAACUUAUUACGGAAAUGAUAUGGAUGAACCUUGGGGUACCAUGAGACAUGUCUUUUGGCCAAGAAAUUCUUGUCAUGGUAGUAUAAAUUUGAAAAUAAAACAAGAAAAUGAAGAAAAAACUGAAACUGAAGCGGAUAAAAAAGAUGAGCAGGAAGAACUUAAUGAGCAAACAGAAGAACAAGAACAAGAACAAGAACAAGAACAAGAACAAGAAGAGGAAGAAGAUCAUAUAACUUACAAAGAUAGAUUGAUAACAUUUGGUGAGAAUGAACCUGUGUAUUCUAUGUUUGUUAUGGCUUUCCAAGGUAUGAAACCACAUCAUGCUGCUAAGGCAUGGAAUUUUAUAUAUUUCCAUUCUGAAAAGCACACCGCUGUUUUAAUGGAAUUUACCACACCAAAGUCAUAUGGUAACACCAAAGUUUCUGUUGGUAUCUUAACAAGUGAUAAAGAUAUCUUGGCAGUAACGACAGAUAAUCAAGUUACUCAUCUAGAUGCUGAAAUUGAUUCUGUUGGUUGGAAUAUCCCAAAGAACUUUAGAGUCGACUUCAACGGUGUUAAAUCAACUGUCACAGAUGAUGAAGUUAAAAAUAAUGAAGUUAAAGAUGAUGAUAGAAUAGCUGCAACAGUGGAAGGUCCGUUAAAUAAUCUAGUCGAAAGAAUUGACGUUAUGGGUGAAGUGCCAGGUUUUGUUAAAAACAUUGUCUCUGGUGUUGCAGGAACAAAACCAUACAUCUACCAAUACGCUAGCGAUGACGAGUUUACAUUAAAGGUUAACGAUGAAGAAGUCAAAGGUUUGGCUUGGGCCGAAGUUACUUUUAUUUCCGAAUCUGACGUCGUUACGGAAGAAUCUUAUAACGAAAAUUAA
Messenger RNA from Naumovozyma dairenensis CBS 421, 1365 nucleotides. It is a transcript of the gene SVF1, whose product is annotated as Svf1p. NCBI's taxonomy places the organism in Eukaryota, Fungi, Ascomycota, Saccharomycetes, Saccharomycetales, Saccharomycetaceae. The coding region runs from base 1 to 1365 and encodes 454 amino acids. Gene Ontology annotation, cellular component: cytoplasm. Gene Ontology annotation, biological process: response to oxidative stress. The transcript has a single exon. The record is from RefSeq and is a predicted model, not a curated record.